CAAGAUUUUUUAUAAAAUAAAACGUUAGACCUUUAUACAAUUCAUCACAAAAAUGCCAGCAAAGGCAUGACAUCAAAUCAAUUGAUUAACCAUAUAUAUAAGCAAGUUAAUCAGCUGAGCUUUUCAUUGCCGUCAUCUUUCUUCAUCUCCACAAAUGAAGAGACCAGCAGAACUUGUGUUCAUCCCAGCCGCAGGGAUUGGCCAUGUUGUGUCCACAAUUGAGAUAGCAAAGCUCUUAGCUUCUCGUGAUGACCAUCUCUUCAUCACACUUCUCAUCAUGAAACGACCCUUUGACAAACUCUUCACAAACACGGACUCUUCAAUCUCACCACGCAUCAGCUUCGUCAACCUCCCCGAAACAACAGAUCUCUUCGUCGAAAAUCAGAAAACCCAAGUCAAAGAUGCCGUCGCUAAACUCGUUGAGUCAAAUCAGUCUGGCUCCUCAAAGCCCCAGCUCGCCGGGUUCGUGGUUGACAUGUACUGUACCACCAUGAUUGACGUGGCCAAUGAGUUUGGGGUACCUUCUUACGUGUUCUUCACCUCCAGUGCUGCGUGUCUCGGGCUCUUGUUCCACCUCCAGACGCUUUGGGACGAGCAUGGCAAGGAUGUGGCAGAGUUUAUGCACUUGGAUUCUGAGUUGGUCGUCCCGAGUUUUGUCAAUCCUCUACCUGCUAGCCAGUGGCGAAGCCAGGAUUUCAUGAGUCUGGGGGCCUCUCACAAAAUAUAA
This is a messenger RNA of Prunus avium (sweet cherry), 727 nucleotides long. NCBI's taxonomy places the organism in Eukaryota, Viridiplantae, Streptophyta, Magnoliopsida, Rosales, Rosaceae. The record is from RefSeq and is a predicted model, not a curated record.